Messenger RNA from Penicillium macrosclerotiorum, 597 nucleotides. RefSeq names its product DUF3237 domain-containing protein. Bases 1 to 597 code for a protein of 198 amino acids. The record is from RefSeq and is a predicted model, not a curated record. Lineage: Eukaryota; Fungi; Ascomycota; Eurotiomycetes; Eurotiales; Aspergillaceae. The transcript is spliced from 4 exons.
AUGUGGUUUGGGCCCAUAAUGUGUAGCCUGCCUUUGAGUAUUGCUCGCCUACUUACAGGUCUCUUACUGUGGACACAAUUUGGUUUCACAGCAACAGUCCCGGAGCCACCAAAACUUUCAUUUCUCUACACAGCAUAUGUGGAGUGUGAAGAUAAUCUUAUGACCGCAGCGGUUGGCCCGCAUGGAAUCCGAAAGGCCAUCCCCAUUAUAGGCGGAAAUUUUAGCGGUCCGCAUCUAUCUGCACUGUAUCUAAACAGUACAGGGAAAAUUCUCAAUGUUGGGGCCGAUUGGGGAUUAACAGAUCCCCACACAAACAUCUUUUCAGCGGAUACUCGAUACAAUCUCCGCACAGAUGAUGGGGCAGAUAUCUUCAUUCAAACUUCCGGGCCCAAGGCACCGGAUAAUCAUCUACACUUACGCCUUGUCUUCGAAACAGGGAGUCCAAAGUACUAUUGGUUGAAUAAUAUUGUUGCAAUCGGUAUUUUAACUUCUGGCCUCCCGGCGCCCAGCAAUAUAAGCUUAUUACGAAUCGACGCAUGGAAUUUUGCUUCGGAUUGGAAUGCGACUCACUUUGUCAAUACCUCUGCGGCUGUAUAG